Cyclocybe aegerita is the source of this 483-nucleotide messenger RNA. The record is from the annotation of a GenBank genome assembly. Lineage: Eukaryota; Fungi; Basidiomycota; Agaricomycetes; Agaricales; Hemipholiotaceae.
AUGGCAAACAGCGAGAAAUCUUUCGGUGCAUCAACGAACCGACGAAGUGGGUUAUCUCUGGAGCCACUCGAACUCUUCUCAAGCGGAUGCAUCAUCCUCGCGGGAGACGCGGCUCACGCUAUGACGCCGCAUCAGGGAUCUGGUGCCGGCCAAGCAGUCGAAGAUGCAUGCGUACUAGCCGUGCUCCUAUGCUACAAACUCUGCAACAAAUCGAACCUAUCGCUCAUUGGCAAGGUGUAUGACCAGAUACGGCGCCCAGUUGCGAACCAGGUCCUCGCAGCGUCUUGCAUAUCCGGAAAGCUCUGCGGCCUGGUCGCUCCGGGAUUCGAGGAUGUCGAAGAGGGCAAUGCUCAUGUGUCCUUCGAGAAACUGACAAAGUUGAUCGACGAUUUCGGCAAAGGCAUGGAAUGGGUCUGGAAGGAAUCCGCAGAGGAUGACAAGAGGCGUGCCAUCGAGAUGCUGGAGUCUUUGGGAACGGGAUAG